Messenger RNA from Salvelinus namaycush (lake trout), 5077 nucleotides. Its product is annotated as plexin-B2-like. Gene Ontology annotation, cellular component: semaphorin receptor complex. NCBI's taxonomy places the organism in Eukaryota, Metazoa, Chordata, Actinopteri, Salmoniformes, Salmonidae. The transcript has 33 exons. The record is from RefSeq and is a predicted model, not a curated record. Gene Ontology annotation, biological process: regulation of cell shape; regulation of cell migration; negative regulation of cell adhesion. Gene Ontology annotation, molecular function: protein binding; semaphorin receptor activity. Bases 1 to 4365 code for a protein of 1454 amino acids.
AUGAGUACGACGGCCGUGGUGAAAUGCGGCACCUUAACAGAGCUACGCAAUACUGCCCCUGACAGCCAUAAAAAGUUGUUGAAGCUGCACCUGUCGACCAGUCCAGAGGUGUACGGCCGCGCCCCUGGGGAGAACACCGGGGACAAGGUCAACAAGAACCUGCUGUUUGACACCAGCCUCACACACCUCUACAUCACCACAGAGAAGAAGAUCACCAAGGUGCCAGUGCAGGCGUGCCACCUGAAGACAGACUGCCAGUCCUGCGUGGCACAGAAAGACCCCUACUGUGGCUGGUGUGUGCUGCAGGGCAAGUGUACCAGGAAGGGAGACUGUCCCAGGGCUGAGGAUGACAACACGUGGCUGUGGAGCCCCAACCAGCAGUGUGUUCAGAUCCAGGCCUUUAACCCACCCAGCUUCAGCUGUAGGAAGACCAAGCAGGUUGAAAUCGACAUCCCCUCCCUCCCCAAGAUCGGCCCUUCUGACAUUAUCGAGUGCAGGUUUGGUUCAGACACUAGUGAAGCUGUGGUGAUGGACCAGAAGGUCACCUGUGCCCUCCCUGACCCUGUGAACAUCCCCUCUACACAUGACAAGCAGGACUUUGUGACGAUGCAGGUGAAGAUCCUGGUCAACCACGGCAUCGAGGUGACGUCCAGUGAAUACAAGUUCUACAACUGUGCCGCCACUGUCAGGAAGUCAGAGAACACGCCGUGUAUAGCAUGUGUGACCAGUGAGUGGCAGUGCCAGUGGAAUGCCGAGGACCACACCUGCAGUGACAUAGAUGAUGCUGUAGACGGAGCUCACAUCGUCAAAGCCCAAAAAGCUGAUAGCUGUCCUCAGUUUGAGAACCCAGACCCUCAUCUCAUCCCUGUAGGCUAUCGCAUCCCCAUCAGCUUCCAAGGGAAGAACCUGAACAUUUACAAGGAUCACAUGUUUAAGAUUGGUACGGAGCUCAUGAAACACACGGAGGAAGAGUUCACCUUUAAUGAGGGGUUAAAGUUCAACUUCAAGGGUUAUGAGUUUGCCUACGACAAGGAGCAGGAGGUCAAUGUGUCCUUCCACAUCAAAGACAGAGACUCAGAGAAGAAGAUUGACAGCACUCUGACUGUGGUGCUGUAUAACUGUUCUCUGGGUCGUGAGGACUGCAGCCUGUGUAAGAACGCCGACCCCAAAUACAGCUGUGUGUGGUGUGCCAACAUGAGGUCCUGUGUGUACAGAGAAUUGUGCGGGUCCCAGGAACCAGCGCAGUGCCCCGACCCCAAGAUCACUGACAUCAUCCCUCGUUUUGGGCCUCUGAACGGUGGGAUAAUGGUGACCAUUAAAGGGUCUAACCUGGGCAUAAAGGAGGAGGACAUUAAGAAGGUGACGGUGGCUGGAGUGGACUGUGUUCACCAGGGGGACAGAUACUCUGUCUCCACCAGUGUUGUGUGUGAGAUCGGUCCGGUCCGGCCUCCUGCUUCAGUGGACCUCCCAGGUCCCAUCAAGCAGGGGGUAGUGGAGGUGGAGGUGGAGGGGGGCAGGAGAGGACGUUCAGAGGUCCUCUUCACCUAUAGGGACCCCAUCCCUGAGACAGUUUCCCCCCUGAAGGGCCCUGCGGCUGGUGGAACAGUCAUCACUAUCUCUGGGAAACACCUGGAUACGGCAAACAAGGAUGAUGUCAUUGUCACCGUGGGCGGAACGCCCUGUAAAGUGUUGUCGUUUGGCAGUGAGAUCACCUGUGAGACAGGUGUAUACAAGGGACAAAAGGUUCCAUCGGAGCUCCUGAGAGUCUCAGUGAAGUAUGGGAAGAGCACCACCAAGGACGUCCCUGACUCCUUCAACUUCCAGUACUCUGAGAACCCCAAACUCACGGACUACAGCCCCAAGACCAGCUUCGUAUGUGGAGGCAGGAGGAUCGUGUGUGUGGGCAGUGGUUUUGACCUCAUCCAGAGAGCCACCAUGAAGGUGCUGCCCUCUACUGAUGACUUCUCUCAGUCCCCUCCCAUUGAGUUCAUCCAGUCUGCCGUACAUAAGAACGACACAGUGCUGCUAUUUGACAGUCCAGCGGUGAACAGGUCCUCUGAGACCCAGUCCUUUAGGACCUUCCUCCAGCUAGACAACGUGGUAGAGGAACUGAAUUUCUUUGAGUACCACGCCGACCCGUUCUUCAAUGAACUGACCAAGAACAUCAUCACUGAAACCUCCAUCAUCAUCGUCACGGGUCGUGGUUUCAGCAAGGCCAUGACAGCUGAAGAAGCCCAGGCGUUCGUAGGAGAUGCCUCCUGUAAGGUGACCAUCCUGCAGGAUGACAAGCUGUUCCUGGAAGCUCCGUCCACCCAGCCCAGAGCCCGCUCCAAACGCCAGCGCAGAGACACCAGCUCCGACCCUCUGGACCUAACGAUACAGUUUGGUAAUGGUGAGUGGGUGGUGGGCUCAGUGAACUAUGAGAGGAAGUAUGAGGUUCCUUUGGCUAUCAUCAUCCCAGCUGUCAUCGUCCCUAUGCUACUGUUUAUAGCUGUGUCCGUCUACUGCUACAGGAGGAAGAGCCAGCAGGCAGAGAGAGAGUAUGAGAAAGUGAAACACCAGUUGGAUCAUCUGGAGGAGAGCGUGAGAGACCGCUGCAAGAAGGAAUUCACAGACCUGAUGAUAGAGAUGGAGGACCAGACCAAUGACCUGAGUGAGGCCAGGAUCCCCUUCCUGGACUAUAAGACCUACACAGACCGGGUCUUCUUCCUGCCCUCUAAAGACGGGGACAACGACGUCAUGAUCACUGGCAAGCUGGACAUCCCCGAGGGACGGAAGGUCAUCGUAGCUCAGGCCCUCAAUCAGUUCUCUAACCUGCUCAACUCCAAGACCUUCCUCAUCAAUUUCAUCAAGACCUUGGAGGGCCGUCCAGACUUUAACGCCAGGUCCAGGGUCUACUUUGCCUCGUUACUGACCGUGGCUCUGCACGGUAAACUAGAGUACUACACAGACAUCAUGAGAAGCCUGUUGCUGGAGCUGAUGGAGGAAUACGUGCACAGCAAGAACCCCAAACUCAUGCUGCGCAGGUCAGAGACGGUGGUGGAGAGGAUGCUGUGUAACUGGAUGUCCAUCUGUCUGUAUCAGUUCCUCAGGGACUCAGCGGGCGAGCCUCUAUACAAGCUGUUCAAGGCCAUCAAGCACCAGGUAGAGAAGGGCCCAGUGGACGCUAAGAUGAAGAAGGCCAAGUACACUCUGAACGACACGGGGCUCCUAGGGGACGACGUGGAGUACUGCGUUCUGACCCUGCAGAUGCUGGUGCACGGGGAGGGACCAGACGUGACGCCGGUGAAGGUGCUAAACUGUGACACCAUCUCUCAGGUGAAGGAGAAGAUCAUUGAACAGGUGUACCGCAACCUGCCCUACUCACAGAGACCCAAGGUGGACAGUGUUGCUCUGGAGUGGCGGCCUGGCUCUACAGGGCAGAUCCUGUCAGACAUGGACCUGACAUCACAGAAGGAGGGCAGGUGGAAGAGACUCAACACCCUGGCACAUUACAACGUGAGAGACAAUGCCACGCUGGUGCUGUCCAGAGUGCUUCACACCCAUCGCCAGUUCCACCAGAACCAGGACAGCCAUGAAGAAAAAAACGCCCUGUUGGAAGAUGACAAGGUGUUCCACCUGGUGCGGCCAGCAGACGAGCUGGAUGAGGUCAAAUCUAAGAGAGGAAGUUUGAAGGCCAAGGCCACGACUAAAGCCAUCGCUGAGAUCUACCUGACACGACUGCUCUCUGUCAAGGGUACUCUGCAGCAGUUUGUGGAUGAUUUCUUCCGCAGUGUGUUGUGUUCUGGAGCAGUGGUUCCUCCUGCUGUUAAAUACUUCUUUGACUUCCUGGAUGAGCAGGCUCUGAAACACGACAACGUUGAGGAGGAGACCGUCCAUAUUUGGAAGACCAACAGCCUGCCCAUGCGUUUCUGGGUGAACAUCCUGAAGAACCCUCACUUCAUCUUUGACGUGCACGUGACGGAGGUGGUGGACGCGUCGCUGUCCGUCAUCGCUCAGACGUUCAUGGACGCCUGCACCAAGACGGAACACAAACUGACCCGGGAAUCUCCCAGCAACAAGCUGCUCUAUGCAAAGGAGAUCUCCACCUAUAAGAAGAUGGUGGACGAUUACUACAAGGGAAUCAAGCAGAUGGUUCCAGUCAGUGACCAGGACAUGAACACACACCUGGCUGAGGUGUCCAGGGAACACACAGACACGCUGAAUACCCAGGCGGCCUUGCACCAGCUCUACCAGUAUGCCAGCAAAUACUAUGACGGGAUCAUCCAGUCUUUAGAUGAGGACCCAGCCGCCCAGAGUAAACAGCUGACUCUGCGGCUGCAGCAGAUAGCCGCCGCCCUCGAGAACAAAGUCACCGACCUUUAACCUCUGACCCCUAGAGAAAGGGGGAGGAGCUAUGGGACCACUCUGUAGACCAAGAUGAGGGGGACCGGAGACUGAGGCAGACUUCAGACUAUUACAGUAUCAACCAUGAAGAGUUACACAUAUCUCUUCCCCCUAGAGACAUGAGAAACUGUGGGGAAACUAUUGCGUUUUGGCGAAAAUACUUGUGAAGGAGCAGAGCUACUGGACCAAAGUUGGACAGGAUGAUCCCUAAUCAUCAGUCUCCCUCUCUCUCUCUGACUCUAUGGAUCCUAUAUACUGAAUGAGCAAGGCCCUUCAGUACAGUCCCUAAGUGAGCUAGCAGACUGUAAACCCAGCCUUCAGUACAGUCCCUGAGUGAGCUAGCAGACUGUAAACCCAGCCUACGGUAUAGUCCCUGAGUGAGCUAGCAGACUGUAAACCCAGCCUACGGUAUAGUCCCUGAGUGAGCUAGCAGACUGUAAACCCAGCCUACGGAGGAUAUACGGUACACCACCACUGACCAACCAUAGCAACUAUACCUGUCAGUCCCAUGAUAUACAACCUGGUGUUGAUGACUUACAGCUUGUACAGAUAAUCAGAUGUUUAAUGUGCUCCAGAGUAGACCAGAGUUAGGAGAGUGGUGUUGUAUGUAAAUAUAUUUUUAUGGCACAGACUUUAUGCAAAAGACGCUUUACAUACCAAGAUGAAAUUAUUUUUUAAAAGGAUGGAUGGG